Molecule: messenger RNA, 1705 nt
Organism: Carya illinoinensis
Lineage: Eukaryota; Viridiplantae; Streptophyta; Magnoliopsida; Fagales; Juglandaceae
Product: phosphoribulokinase, chloroplastic
Exons: 5
Coding region: 198-1427 (409 amino acids)
Biological process (GO): carbohydrate metabolic process
Cellular component (GO): cytoplasm; chloroplast
Molecular function (GO): ATP binding; phosphoribulokinase activity
Source: RefSeq, a predicted model, not a curated record
ACUGCCUACUGCUCUCACCAACGUCUAACCUCUUAUCUUGUGUUCCAAAAUUUUCAUAUAAAAGCAGAAGGAAUACAAGAAGCCUAACCCAUCCCAUGUCUGCACCCAAAACCAACUAAGAAUUUUGCCAAAACCCAAUCCGAACAUCUCUUCCACUCUCAAAGCUCUGUGAAUUCUUGAGCAGAGAGAGCAAGAGAAUGGCAACUUGUGCAGUGUACACAACCCAGUCCCUCAAUCCCACGUGUUCAAUCUCCACACCAUCAAAAACCCACCUGGGAUUUCACCAAAAACAGGUGGUUUUCUACACCACAGGCAAGAAAACCAGCAAGAAAGGCAGCAGCAGCAGCCCAUACGUGAUAACAUGCGCAACUGGUGACUCACAGACAGUCGUGAUUGGUCUGGCAGCAGACUCCGGGUGCGGGAAGAGCACCUUCAUGAGGAGACUAACCAACGUGUUUGGAGGUGCUGCAGAGCCCCCCAAGGGCGGCAACCCUGAUUCCAACACUCUCAUCAGUGACACCACCACUGUGAUAUGCUUGGAUGACUAUCACUCACUAGAUAGGACUGGAAGGAAACAGAAGGGAGUCACUGCGCUUGACCCGAGAGCCAACGACUUUGAUCUCAUGUAUGAGCAGGUUAAGGCUCUCAAGGAUGGGACUGCUGUUGAAAAGCCUAUUUACAAUCAUGUUACUGGUCUCUUGGACCCUCCCGAGCUCAUCAAGCCUCCCAAGAUCCUAGUCAUUGAAGGUUUGCACCCCAUGUAUGAUGCGCGAGUUAGGGACCUGUUGGACUUCAGUAUCUAUUUGGACAUCAGCAAUGAGGUUAAGUUUGCAUGGAAAAUUCAGAGGGACAUGGCAGAGCGAGGACACAGUCUUGAAAGCAUCAAAGCUAGUAUCGAAGCCAGAAAGCCUGACUUUGAUGCAUAUAUUGAUACACAAAAGCAAUAUGCAGAUGCAGUGAUUGAAGUGUUGCCAACCCAACUCAUUCCCGAUGAUAACGAGGGGAAGGUUUUGAGAGUGAAGUUGAUAAUGAAAGAAGGGGUAAAGUUUUUCAGCCCAGUUUAUCUGUUUGAUGAAGGCUCUACCAUUUCAUGGAUUCCAUGCGGAAGAAAGCUCACCUGCUCAUACCCUGGCAUCAAGUUUUUCUAUGGCCCUGACUCCUAUUUUGGCCACGAGGUGUCUGUGCUGGAGAUGGAUGGGCAAUUUGACAGAUUAGAUGAGCUCAUUUACGUGGAAAGCCAUCUAAGCAAUCUCUCGACCAAGUUCUAUGGAGAAGUGACCCAACAAAUGUUGAAGCUUUCCGAUUUCCCUGGUAGUAACAAUGGAACAGGUCUUUUCCAGACCAUUGUCGGGUUGAAGAUCAGAGACAUCUACGAGCAGAUAAUCGCUAGCAAGGCCAAACGUCCGGUAGCAGCCAAAAAGGCCUGAAAAAUAACCAACAUAAAUUAAAUUAAAUUAAAUUAUAAAAAAAAUCAUCUUUGUUUAUUGGGACAAGUCACCAAAGCCCCUCUGAAAUCAACUUCCACUUUCAGUUUUUUUAUAUUUUUCAACUUCUUUAGCCAUGUUUCGGUUGAGUAUUUAGCCUAUUAUUGAUGGAAAGACAACACUCCGUACGUACUAGUCAUAAUGCCUGUGGGGCCGUGUAUUAUAGAGAGAUGAAAUUCUGUGAUGGAAAAAGUUCGUAGAAGAUUGGUUCCUCUUUGGUA